UGGGCGCAAACCAUCACGGAUAUACCAUAUGUUUUAGGUGACUCAAAUGAUCCAAUGCGGUCCUAUUUGCUAGUAACACCGGCCAUCUUUUCCCAGAAAACAGUGUUUGUUUGGUAAUUUAGCUCAAAAUUAACUUUGUAAUUAAUGUCAGAACCACAGUCAGCCCUUCUACUAAGAAAACAGCUAGCAGAAUUGAAUAAAAACCCCGUCGAGGGCUUUUCUGCUGGGCUAAUCGACGACAAUGACAUUUAUAGAUGGGAAGUGCUGAUAAUCGGCCCCCCGGACACACUUUACGAAGGUGGUUUCUUCAAAUGUCACCUCUAUUUCCCCAAAGAAUAUCCAUUAAGGCCGCCCAAAAUGAAAUUCGUGACAGAAAUAUGGCACCCUAACAUCGACAAAAAUGGCGACGUGUGUAUAUCAAUCCUACAUGAGCCAGGGGAUGAUAAGUUUGGUUAUGAAAAAGCCUCAGAAAGGUGGCUGCCAGUUCAUACAGUAGAAACUAUUUUAAUAUCCGUUAUUUCAAUGUUAGCCGACCCGAAUGAUGAAUCACCUGCGAAUGUCGAUGCUGCGAAAGAGUGGCGAGAAAUGUACGGCGAAUUCAAACGAAAAGUUGCACGAUGUGUCCGAAAAUCCCAAGAGGAAUGUUAGUACAUUAAACCAAUUUCAUAAAACGGUUUGAUUCUUGAUUUAAAAAUUCGCAUUUUUUAUAUUACCUGGAAUCGAAUCCGUUGCUUUUUUCUUAAUUUUUUUCACGAUCUCAAAGAGAAUCGGAUUAUUCUUUUCAAUAAAUAUCAUUCAGUUUUUUGUGCGUUUAAUUCAAAUUUUCAGCGUGAAUGUGGUAUUGUAAAACGAAAAAGCGAUCGUCAAGAUUCAAAUGUUGUCUUAAUUGUAAUACUUAAGACAUUUGUCGAAACACUACUUGUAACUGCUAUUAGAUUAUGUAAAUUUCAACUGUAACACUGUAGGUAUCAUAAGUUAAGUAAAUUUUAUUAAUAAAUC
This is a messenger RNA of Tribolium madens (black flour beetle), 999 nucleotides long. Its product is annotated as ubiquitin-conjugating enzyme E2 G1. The transcript is spliced from 5 exons. Gene Ontology annotation, molecular function: ubiquitin conjugating enzyme activity. Bases 145 to 648 code for a protein of 167 amino acids. Gene Ontology annotation, biological process: proteasome-mediated ubiquitin-dependent protein catabolic process; protein polyubiquitination. Lineage: Eukaryota; Metazoa; Arthropoda; Insecta; Coleoptera; Tenebrionidae. The record is from RefSeq and is a predicted model, not a curated record.